Molecule: messenger RNA, 3152 nt
Organism: Penaeus chinensis
Lineage: Eukaryota; Metazoa; Arthropoda; Malacostraca; Decapoda; Penaeidae
Product: tyrosine aminotransferase-like
Exons: 9
Coding region: 366-1697 (443 amino acids)
Biological process (GO): amino acid metabolic process; biosynthetic process
Molecular function (GO): transaminase activity; pyridoxal phosphate binding
Source: RefSeq, a predicted model, not a curated record
AGGUGGGCUCAGUCAGGUACGAGAGGCAGUAGCAGUAACACCUCCACCUGCCACUGAGACAGUCGGUGAUUCCUCGACGGGGCUAACAGGGUCACCUCAGAAUCACGUUAUUGUUAUUGGUUCUAUAUUAACAAAUUCGAGAAAGUGUUACAGCGGAGGGUUAAUUCGUCAUUCCCCCAAAAACAAUUAUAAUUUAAAGUUCUCAAAAAGAAGAAUAUCUUCUAAAAAAAAAAAAAAAACUGAGUUAAGACCUAACACACACACAACCCCAUAGCUAAAACACACACACAAGGAAAGGAAAGAAAAGGAAACAGAAAAGACCGCACAAGGAUCCCGGUAGGAAACAAGAGGAGACCUUUGUGACAAUGCGCGAGAGGGAGUCAUGGGUAGUCCCCGCCUCUAACUACGCGAAGAACACCUUCAACCCCAUCAGGAACAUCGUCGAGAAUCUGCAGAUUGUUCCUCACCCGGAGAAGCCUAUGAUAGCGCUCUCGAUCGGUGACCCCACUGUGUUCGGAAACCUCAAACCCGCUGAAGAAAUUACCGAAGCCGUAGUCACAUCCAUCCGCAGUGGUAAAUACAAUGGAUACGGACCAAGCACAGGUUUCGUAGAGUCGAGAGAGGCAGUUGCGAAAUACGUGUCCGUGCCCGGCGUUGCUGAACUCGAAGCGAAGGUCAGUCAACGGUCGAUGUUUAAAGUUUUAAUUGAUAAAUGUGAAUGUCUAAGAAAUAAUAUGCUUUCUUUAUUCCGGGAGGGAAAAUGGGAGGUGGACCUUGCGUGCCCGGAGGGGGCCGAUCGCGAGCAGACGGCGGCCAUCGUGGUGAACAAUCCUUCGAACCCGUGCGGCUCCGUCUUCAGCGUCGACCACCUCAGAAAGAUACUCGAAGUCGCCGCCAGGAACAAGGUGCCGGUCAUCGCCGACGAGAUCUAUGAUCAUUUCGUGUUCGAAGGGCACGAGUACCAGCCCAUGGCGUCCCUCACGCAGGAGGUGCCGGUGCUGUCUUGCGGGGGCCUCACCAAGCGCUACCUGAUCCCCGGCUGGAGGAUGGGGUGGAUUGCCAUCUACGACCGUGGCAACAUCCUCUCCAAAGAGAUUCGCGCAGGGUUACACAGUCUAAGUCAGAGAAUCAUCGGCAGCAACACUCUUGUGCAAGGAGCAUUACCCGCCAUUCUUGCAUCCACUCCCAAGUCCUUCUUCGCAGACACUCUUACACAAAUCCAAGCCAACGCCAAACUAUGCUACAGUUCCAUCAGUGCUACUCCAGGAUUGCGUCCGGUAAUGCCUCAAGGAGCAAUGUACAUGAUGGUGGGCGUGGACAUGGCGUACUUCCCAGAUUUCGAGAACGACCUUCAGUUCGUGGAGAGGAUGAUCUCGGAGGAAUCCGUUUUCUGUUUACCAGGGAAAUGCUUCGACUUCCCGAACUACGUCAGGAUCGUGCUGACCGUCCCGAAGGAGCAACUGCAGGAAGCGUGCAACAGAAUCAACUCCUUCUGCGUCCGCCACUACAACGCCCCUUCAACGGCCGUCUCCUCCAACGGCGUGACCAACGGCGUGACCAACGGCGCCUCCAACGGCCACGCCAACGGUAACGGCUGCUCCAACGGGUCCUCCUACAUGAUGACGUCGGUCGAGGAAGCGAAAGUUUUGGCCAAAGCAACAGCCGCGGCUCUCGUGGCGGAGAUGGAGACUGACUGAGGGAGGGAAGGAGUUAUUGUCCGCGUGCGUCGAGGAAUUAUAGAUAUUCUGUUUUUUUCUAAUGUAAUGGGAAAACAUUAGAGGAAUGGUUGGAUGAAAGAGAGAGAGAGAGAGAGGGAGAGAGAGAGAGAGAGAGAGAGAGAGAGAGAGAGAGAGAGAGAGAGAGAGAGAGAGAGAGAGAGAGAGAGAGAGAGAGAGAGAGAGAGAGAGAGAGAGAGAGAGAGAGAGAGAGAGAGAGAGAGAUAGAUAGAGAGAGAGAGAGAGAGAGAGAGAGAGAGAGAGAGAGAGAGAGAAAGAGAGAGAAUAAAUAAAUAGGUAUAAAUGAGGAUGAAUAAAUUAAUCGCAAAAAUUCAUAUAAUUCUGUAAUUAAUUGGAGAAAGCAUUUAUUCUCAUUUAUACCUUUUUCACAUUUGACACAAAAUUCUUCCGUCCUGUUUAUCAAAAUAGUUAUAAUUCACACAAUUAAUUACCAAAAAAAAAAAAAAAAAAAAAAAAGAAAUUGAGUGGAUCAAGAUGAUAUUCAGUUAAAAACGCAAAUACUAUGUUUUGUAUAUAUUUAUCAUAUUUACUUUUUUCCCCGAAGGAUGCGGGUUUUUGUUUUGUUUGUGUAUGCAUCGCUAUUCGUGUAAACAUAGGCGUGAGUGUACGUAUGGGCGUGUCUCUUGUUUAAAGCUCUGGGAGAAGUCAAAGUGUAUUGCUCAACAUCCGUCAGAGUGCUUUAUACACAUAUUUUAUAAGAUUGAACCGACUUUCCGUAAAAGAUAGAAAUCAAUCAAUAAAAGUUUAGAUAGAUAGAUAGAGGAUAAAAUGAUAUAUCAAAUAAAAGAAAAUAUAAACAUUCACCUUCGUACAAACUAAAUCAUAUCCAAUAUGUUAUAAUACGAGUUAGAUGCUAAAUUAAGAUAGAUAACCAUAUAAUUCUAAGCAAACGUUACUUUGUUUUUGUAAAUGAUUGUCUUGUCUUGUUCGUUAGCCUUAAUGUAUUUUCCCUUGGCUUUGUUUCCUCUCCUUGAUUUCUUUGUAAGUAUAUAAUCUCACGAACCGGGAUAUGUGCAAAGACAUACUUUCAUACAAACACAAAACAAACACAAAGCAACGAGGGGUUGUUCUUGCCACGAAGGAAAUGUGCAAGGAAACCACACUGAAGUUGUUUGUCAUAUAUAGUUAUCAUUUCUCGACUCGCUGUCACUAAACGUCAUAAUAAUGCAUAUAAUCGUUAUUUUCAUAGUACUUUAGCUGUAUAGAUUUUUAUUUUGUAAUUAGUACAUGUAGUAUUGUUUAGGUGUUACAGGGUUUUGUUACAGGAAGAAUGAUAUUUUUAUGUAGGUGUUAAGUCAUGUUGAUAGUCAAUUAGAAUGCCGAAGUUUAAUAGGUAAAAGAAUGAAGUUUUCCUUUUUUUUAGCCGUCAGAGGGCAGCACUACGCACGGUGUAAUAAAUGGCUUUAUUUCACUGAA